Messenger RNA from Vitis vinifera (wine grape), 969 nucleotides. RefSeq names its product putative germin-like protein 2-1. The transcript is spliced from 2 exons. Gene Ontology annotation, cellular component: cell wall. Gene Ontology annotation, molecular function: manganese ion binding. The coding region runs from base 91 to 741 and encodes 216 amino acids. The record is from RefSeq and is a predicted model, not a curated record. NCBI's taxonomy places the organism in Eukaryota, Viridiplantae, Streptophyta, Magnoliopsida, Vitales, Vitaceae.
GCAUUUGUAGUUCAUCCACAAUUGAAAUCUCAAUUAUCUUAGCUUCACCUACAACUCAAUUUCUGUGAUAAACUGAAGUAGAAUUUUCCAAUGGCCAUUCCCAUUUUCGUUUCUGGUCUCCUAGUUUUAUGUUUUAGUAUCAUUGCUAUUGCAUCAGAUCCUAGUCCUCUUCAGGAUUUCUGUGUUGCAGACGCCAACAGUACAGUUCUAUUGAAUGGUCUGGCCUGCAAGGAUCCCAAGCUGGCUCAGGCCAGUGAUUUCUCUUUCAGUGGUCUUCAAAUGGCAGGCAACACAUCAAACGCGGUUGGAUCUAGGGUAACUCCUGUUACAGUAACCCAGCUUCCAGGACUUAACACUCUUGGCAUCUCAUUUGCCCGGGUAGACUAUGCACCUUGGGGUAUCAACCCUCCCCACACGCACCCUCGGGCCUCUGAAAUCUUAACUGUCCUGAAAGGUUGCCUUGAAGUCGGGUUUGUCACCUCCAACCCUGACAACCGUCUCAUUACGAAGAUACUUCAAAAGGGUGAUGUUUUUGUCUUCCCCAUUGGCCUCAUCCACUUCCAAAGAAACGUGAGACCUGGCAGUGCUAUUGCCCUAGCUGCUCUGAGCAGCCAGAAUCCUGGAGUCAUCACAAUUGCUAAUGCAGUGUUUGGAUCAAAACCUGAUAUUUCGAGUGACAUUCUUGCAAAAGCUUUCCAGACAGAUGAGGCCAUUGUGAAAGACAUCCAAUCAAAGUUUUAGAGACAAGGUCAAGGAUUGCUGGAACAAGAAAGGGCCUGUUCAACCAAUCAGUCUUCUGUCUUUGUUUUUCAUUAGCGGUUUGAGUGAGUUUGCUUACGUUUUGCUUUUCUAUGUAGUAUUGCAAAAUCAGUGUCUAAUUUCAUGCCAAGAAGUUCACCAUGAUCCCGAAAUCAUGUAAUUCCAAAAAGCUUAGGGGGCUUUGCUUCUGGACAUUAUAAGACUGGCAAC